This is a messenger RNA of Triticum aestivum (bread wheat), 1598 nucleotides long. RefSeq lists its product as uncharacterized. The transcript has 2 exons. NCBI's taxonomy places the organism in Eukaryota, Viridiplantae, Streptophyta, Magnoliopsida, Poales, Poaceae. Bases 713 to 1258 code for a protein of 181 amino acids. The record is from RefSeq and is a predicted model, not a curated record.
GCAGGGGCGCCGCCGUUCGCGAGGUUGAACUCGGCCAGCCAGCGCACGGGGGAGGGGGGGUGCUGCCUGGGUGCUGCUCGGCCGGCGCAGGGGAGCUGCCUCUGCUCCGGCCAGCGCAGGGAGACGCAGUGGAGCUGCGGCUCGGCCGGCGCAGGGAGUUGCUGCUGCUUCGCCGGCGCAGGGAGUUGCCUCUGCUUGGCCGUCGCAUGGGGAUGCGCGGUGGAGCUACUGCUCGUGGCCCGGCGGCCUCGACCCGCACGUCGGCGCGCUCGAGCUCCACCAGCUCGGACGUCAGUCAACGACGACGACGGUUGGCGGGGCGCGGCUUGCGUGGCCGGGAGGAAGCGGGUAUGCAGUGGCGCGACGGAUUACGUCCGAUUCCGGCUGGCGGCGGAGCUUCGCAUGGUCCAACAGCAAUGGCGGAGCUCUACUCGUGGCUCAUGGCACUCUCCUGUUAGAUUUUGAGGGACGCGACCUUAUCCUCUUCCUUUUCUUUUUGAAAGAUAAGAUGACCUUAUCCUCUUUUACAUUUUUACAAUUUAGUCUAUACUAUUUUGUCUAUUUGCGAACCGUUAUUUCAUGCCACAUCACCCUGUUCAGUGGGUCCCAUCUGUCAUAAACGAGCUUAAAUUGAGCCAAUUAGACAACUAGUGUUUUUUGCAAAAAAAAUUAGGCUUAGAAUUAGUGGUUUUUGGCACAAAUCCAUAGAAUUAUGGUUUCUGCAACCCUAGCCUUCAAUGUUGAUAUUUUUUGCAAUUCACUCCUUCGCGUAUCUCCACUAGCACAACGUGGUCGCAGCCAACAUCACCGGGGUGUCAUCGAUCUCUUCAUGUCGCCAUGGAUGAAAGUGAAGAACGAGCCUGACUGCAAAGUGACGCCUCGCGCGUCGUCGCUUGGGAAGAAGAGGAAGGUGGGGGAGAACCGUGCGGACGGCGAGAGCUCGGCGUCAGACCCCUCUUGCCUGUCGGGCUUCUCCGGCCCCUGGUUGUCGCCGCCCGCGACAAGCAAAGAUGGUGACUGGAAGGCAGCGAGGCGGCUGCUGCAGGGCACCGUCACGCCGUCGCGGGAGCGCGAGCUCGCCGCGUCCAAGCCGGCCAACGUUGUCGCCUCAAGCUACGUGUCACUGCUCCAGACGGCGAACGAGGUGACCUUCUCGCUUACGCUCUGGAGUUGGAGGACAAGUACUAGCCAAAUGCUUGUUUGCUGUUGGCUCCUUGACAUUUUGAUGCCUCUGCUCCUCGAGUUCUAUGUCCGAUGACUGCUGCAUGCAUGCACUUGGACGAUAAUACUAGUAUGAGCUCGACGAGACGACCAAGGCGGCCGCGGCGCGGGAGGAGCUGUGCAGGAAAAUGAAGGCGUGGGAGUGCGACACCGCCGAGGCGGACGCGCUGCGGGCGGAGCUACGCAAGGCCAAGGCCGUGCUCACUGAGACCAAGGCGGAUGCGGGGAUUGCGGCGGCGGCAGCGCGUGGGCUCCGGGAGGAGUUGGACACGAAGCAGAAGCAACGGGUUAAUUAGACAUGAUGGCAGGGUGUUUUUUGCAAAACUGCAGGCAAAGGCCGGUCCACCCACUUGGCUGCCACUUGUCGUGCUGUGAUA